AAUUUCCCAGAGACUUUGGCAUAUUUCAGUAUUUUUCCGUGUAUCGGUUAAUCUUUUUAUAUAUUCAACAGUAAUCAAAACAUUAGUUUUAUAAAAUGGAUUUAAGACUCGCAUUUCUGUGCUUUGCCGUUUGUUUUCUGGAUGAUUUGGUUGCUGAAGGACAGGACAUCGAUGAAUGCGCUUCGGCACCUUGUCUGAACGGUGCCACGUGUAUCGAUGGCGUCAUCAUGUAUGUCUGCACAUGCGCAGCAGGGUUCCACGGCGUCAACUGUGAUUCAUCGGCUCAAAUAGGAGUUACAGCAUGUUCAAAUACAUCGGACUGCGCUUCUCUUUCAAAUGCCGUGUGCGACACAAUAGUUACUCAGAAGUGCGCUUGUUUUACGUCACAGGGGUUCAGAGUCAAUAGCAACUACACGGGCUGUGACUAUGAUUGCGGGGUACUCGCAAGCCCAUCAAAUGGUGUUGUAACGUUCACAACCACGAUACAAGACUCUGUUGCUACGUACAGUUGUGAUCCUGAGUUCAAAAUUGAUGGCGUCACGACGAGAACUUGUUCUGCAGUUACAUCGAAAGGCUGGUCUGAUACAGCACCCACUUGCAUUACAGAAGAACAAAAAUACAAUGGCCUCUCCACAUUAAGUGCUCUCAUAGCUUUAUCAGGAGUUUUGGGCGUUUUGCUUCUUUGUACAGCUGCUGGUUGCUACUUGUGGAAGAGACGAACGUCUAAAUCAACAGGACAGAACUCGGAAAAACAAUUAGAUCAGCGUGAACCCGAACUUUCCUAUGAAGAGCUACAAAGACGGGCCAACGAACCAACAAACCGAAAUGCUGAAAACCACUAUACUGUGCUUUCAAUAUAAAAGUUAAAAACACUGAUUAACUUUAUAACUUGUGUAAUGGGUGUUAUGUUUAUUUACAUACUAAAACUAGGACAUAUUAAUCUUAUGUUUUUGUAUUUUUUUCUGACAGAUAUAGAGUAACAGUCUUUGUUAAAAUUCUGGUAUACUUGUAUGUUUAUUGAUUAUUUUAUUUCAUAACAAUUUGAAACGUUUAUACAUUCGUUAAAGAAUAUAUACAUAAAAUAAAUAUUGUGACGAG
Molecule: messenger RNA, 1098 nt
Organism: Mya arenaria
Lineage: Eukaryota; Metazoa; Mollusca; Bivalvia; Myida; Myidae
Product: fibropellin-1-like
Exons: 6
Coding region: 96-860 (254 amino acids)
Molecular function (GO): calcium ion binding
Source: RefSeq, a predicted model, not a curated record